ACCGAACCUCAGUGAACCACGGGGUAAAAUUCUAAUCCUUGAAGAAAGUGAAAAAUCCGCUAACCACCCUCGCGCCAGACACGGCCAGAACCUUCACCUCAAGAUGGCGUCGCGUAGUCAUAAGAUUCAAUCGGCUCCAAUCAAAAAUGGCAGGGUGUGUCGACAUUUACAGCCGGAGCCCUUCUAGUCUCCACGUGCGCUCCUUCUCUAUGGUGCCGCCGUCCAGGCCGGCUGAGCCGGGGCGGACAGCGGGCACCCUCUAGCCACGCUCUUCUCUAUGGUCCCCCGCACCACGCCCCCGGCUGCAGUGCACGCCGGGCAAGAGGAAGACCUCCAGAGGCUCCCCGCGCAGCGCGGCGCUGUUUGCGGCCUGUGCUAGGAGGCUUUUCGGAGCCCGUCUCCCUCACGGGCGGUACCCCGAUAUUUCGAACCGGUGAAAUCCACUCGGCCCUCGGAUCCGGAAAGACUGCGAAAACAGUCCCGAUUUCUUAGCGGCAGACUGCUGCAGUGAGAAUGUCUUUCCCCCCCCACUUGAAUCGCCCUCCCAUGGGGAUCCCAGCCCUCCCCCCGGGGAUCCCACCCCCACAGUUUCCUGGCUUUCCUCCACCAGUACCUCCAGGAACCCCCAUGAUUCCUGUGCCAAUGAGUAUUAUGGCUCCUGCUCCAACUGUCUUGGUGCCCACUGUGUCCAUGGUUGGGAAGCAUUUGGGUGCCAGAAAGGAUCAUCCCGGCUUAAAGGCUAAAGAAAAUGAUGAGAACUGUGGCCCUACCACCACCGUCUUUGUAGGCAAUAUUUCUGAGAAAGCCUCAGACAUGCUGAUAAGACAGCUCUUAGCUAAAUGUGGUUUGGUUUUGAGCUGGAAGAGAGUUCAGGGUGCAUCUGGAAAACUACAAGCUUUUGGAUUCUGUGAGUAUAAGGAGCCUGAAUCUACACUUCGUGCGCUCAGAUUGUUGCACGACCUGCAGAUUGGAGAGAAGAAGCUGCUUGUUAAAGUUGAUGCAAAGACAAAGGCACAGCUAGAUGAAUGGAAAGCGAAGAAGAAAUCUUCCAAUGGGAAUGCCAGGCCUGAAACUGUCAGUAAUGAUGAUGAAGAAGCUUUAGAUGAAGAAACAAAGCGAAGAGAUCAGAUGAUUAAAGGGGCGAUUGAAGUUUUAAUUCGUGAAUAUUCCAGUGAGCUAAAUGCCCCCUCACAGGAAUCUGACUCUCACCCCAGGAAGAAGAAGAAGGAAAAGAAGGAGGACAUUUUUCGCCGAUUUCCAGUGGCCCCUUUGAUCCCUUAUCCACUCAUCACUAAGGAGGAUAUAAAUGCUAUAGAAAUGGAAGAAGACAAAAGAGACCUGAUAUCCCGAGAGAUCAGCAAGUUCAGAGACACACACAAGAAACUGGAAGAAGAGAAAGGCAAAAAGGAAAAAGAAAGACAGGAAAUUGAGAAAGAACGGAGAGAAAGAGAGAGGGAGCGUGAAAGGGAACGAGAAAGGCGAGAACGGGAACGAGAAAGGGAAAGAGAACGUGAACGAGAGAAGGAGAAGGAACGGGAGCGGGAACGAGACCGAGAUAGGGAUCGUGACCGGACCAAGGAGCGAGAUCGGGACCGGGAGCGCGAGCGAGACCGGGACCGGGAUCGAGAACGGAGCUCGGAUCGAAAUAAGGAUCGGAGUCGAUCGAGAGAAAAGAGCAGAGACCGUGAAAGGGAACGGGAGCGGGAACGAGAAAGAGAGCGGGAGCGGGAAAGAGAGAGAGAGCGGGAGCGAGAGAGAGAACGAGAGCGGGAACGGGAGCGAGAGAGAGAGAAAGACAAGAAGCGAGACCGAGAAGAAGAUGAGGAAGAUGCAUAUGAGCGAAGAAAACUUGAAAGAAAACUCCGAGAGAAAGAAGCUGCUUAUCAAGAGCGCCUUAAAAAUUGGGAAAUCAGGGAACGGAAGAAAACUCGGGAAUAUGAAAAGGAGGCUGAAAGAGAAGAAGAAAGGAGAAGAGAGAUGGCGAAGGAAGCUAAGCGACUAAAAGAAUUCUUAGAAGAUUAUGAUGAUGAUAGAGAUGAUCCUAAAUAUUACAGAGGAAGUGCUCUUCAGAAAAGGCUGCGUGAUAGGGAAAAGGAAAUGGAAGCUGAUGAGCGAGAUAGGAAGAGAGAGAAGGAAGAGCUGGAGGAAAUCAGGCAGCGUCUCCUGGCAGAAGGACACCCGGACCCGGAUGCAGAGCUCCAGAGGAUGGAACAAGAGGCCGAGCGACGUAGACAACCACAAAUUAAACAAGAGCCAGAAUCAGAAGAGGAGGAGGAAGAAAAACAAGAAAAAGAAGAAAAACGAGAGGAACCUAUGGAAGAGGAGGAGGAACCGGAACAGAAACCUUGUCUCAAGCCCACGCUGAGGCCCAUCAGCUCUGCCCCGUCAGUCUCCUCUGCCAGUGGCAACGCGACUCCCAACACUCCUGGGGAUGAGUCUCCCUGCGGGAUCAUCAUUCCUCACGAGAACUCACCCGACCAGCAGCAGCCCGAGGAGCACAGGCCAAAAAUAGGACUAAGUCUGAAACUGGGUGCUUCUAACAGUCCUGGACAGCCUAAUUCUGUGAAGAGAAAGAAACUAGCUGUAGAUAGUGUGUUUAACAAAUUUGACGAUGAAGACAGUGACGAUGUCCCUCGAAAAAGGAAGCUGGUUCCCUUGGAUUAUGGUGAAGAUGACAAGAAUGCCACCAAAGGAACUGUGAACACUGAAGAAAAACGUAAACACAUUAAAAGUCUUAUUGAGAAAAUUCCUACAGCCAAGCCUGAGCUAUUUGCUUAUCCGCUGGAUUGGUCAAUUGUAGAUUCUAUACUGAUGGAACGACGGAUUAGACCCUGGAUUAAUAAGAAAAUCAUAGAAUACAUAGGUGAAGAAGAAGCUACGUUAGUUGAUUUUGUUUGUUCCAAGGUUAUGGCUCACAGUUCACCUCAGAGCAUUUUAGAUGAUGUUGCUAUGGUACUAGAUGAAGAAGCAGAAGUUUUUAUAGUCAAAAUGUGGAGGUUAUUAAUAUACGAAACAGAAGCCAAGAAAAUUGGUCUUGUGAAGUAAAACUUUCACAGUUGAAUUUCAUUUCAUAUUUCUUCCUUCUCACUCUUCAGAGGACUUUGAAUUUUUCUUUGUCUUCAAAGAUAUCUGUGAGAUUGUAAUUUUUUUUUAAUGUAGAAAAUGUGAAUUUUUUGUCCUAAUUUGUUGGUGCCUUCUGCACUUCCUUGGUUGUAAAGUCAUCUGAGUCCUUGAUUCUCUUUAUACUCGCCAGGUACAAAUGACUGGUAUGUUUUAUAAGCCACAACUGCUGUACACAACCUAUCUCAGAAUCUUGUUCUGCUGAUUUAUUCCUUGUACAUAUUGAAAUGACUUCCCCAGGGUUUUUCUUUUUUUUUUUUUUCAGACUCACUUAGUGUUGAACUGUGCUAUAUUAGAAGCCAACAUGAACUGUUUUUAUUGGAUACCAAUGAAAUCUGUUACCACCUCACUCCCUCCCCCCUUUUGAUCAAAACUGGCAAGCCCUCCUGAAGGCGUGAAAUUGAAAAUUAGAAUGCAGAAUUAGACAAUCUCCUCCUGUCAUAUUUAUCUUUGUGCGAAUGUAUGUGUAGAAGUCUGCCCUAAUUUGCUUUCAUUUCUGGUAACAUUUCGUAUUUGAAGAACAGUUAUAAAGGAACGUG
Molecule: messenger RNA, 3659 nt
Organism: Ochotona princeps (American pika)
Lineage: Eukaryota; Metazoa; Chordata; Mammalia; Lagomorpha; Ochotonidae
Gene: RBM25
Product: RNA binding motif protein 25
Exons: 19
Coding region: 514-3045 (843 amino acids)
Biological process (GO): mRNA processing; regulation of alternative mRNA splicing, via spliceosome
Cellular component (GO): spliceosomal complex
Molecular function (GO): mRNA binding
Source: RefSeq, a predicted model, not a curated record